Molecule: messenger RNA, 363 nt
Organism: Cooperia oncophora
Lineage: Eukaryota; Metazoa; Nematoda; Chromadorea; Rhabditida; Trichostrongylidae
Source: the annotation of a GenBank genome assembly
AUGCUUCAGACUCUGAGAGACAUUACGCAAUCUCUACGAGAUCAAAAGCAGUAUAUUAAUGAGAUCUUCACCAAAACUUACAAUUUGGAACAGAAAUGGGGACAGGGAGCUCCACAAGGAGGUGGAGGCGGAGGCGGUGGAGUAGACCACACUAUGCACCAGAAGGUUGACAGUCUACUGAAUGAAGUACGAUCGGUUAGAGCCAAUCAGUUACAGCAGAGUGGCGGAGGAGGUUCCGUUGCCUGUCCAAACAUCGCAUGCCUGUCGUCGAGUUUAUUCCUCGCUGUGAUAUUCAUCCAAGGACUUAUCAUCGUGGUUAUGAUAUUCGUCAGAAGCAAACCCGACAAGGCAAAGUUCUACUAG